AUGAAGCAGGAGAAGAAAAUUGAGAAUAAACUGGAUAACACCCUCAGUGGUGACAACGCCUCUACCACUGAAAAUGCCCAUAUUGGUGACAACAGUCGGACUAGUGACACCAGCAGAGCUAGUGACAACAUCCAUCCAUUCCAACCGCAUCAGUUCAAAAGAAAACAAUGUGCGAAAUGUUUCAAAUCCGAAGCAGAACACAACGACUCAUCUGAAACUGUAAAGACAUCUGUUACUGCAAAAAUAAUUGAUUUGAAGUCCUUCCAUGUUCACAGUAGUUCUAUUGAAAAUAAUGAGGUUAAUGCUGCCAGUGUUAUUCCUAAAGAGAGUAAUAAUGGUGCAGCAGUUACAAACAAUGUGCCAGGAAGUGACCAACAAAGAGUUGCUAAUAACUUAUCAGCUACACACGGUGAUCAAGAUAAUUUUAUAAGGGGUAGCAAACUAAGGCGUCAAGUUCCAGUUACAAAGAAACAAGAGCAUAACAAUCUGAGUUUGGUGAAAAGUAAACAAAGGAGUGAGUUCUGGCAUGGUGAAGAUUCUUGUUCUGAAAAUGGUAGUGUGAUUGAUAACAAUGAAGUGGUGGAACUCCUAGCUUAUCGAUUCGAACCUGUUAAUUCCACAACUGCAGGACCCAGUACUCCAAAAACAAAUAACACAAAAACAGUUUCUAAGCACACUCCGAGCAAAAUGUCUUCUAUGUCUAAUAAUAUCCUGGUCUCCAAACCAAUUUCUACGAAAGCACAUGUGCCUCCAGGACAAACAGAAUCAGCUGCUAAAUUAACAUCGACUGUUAGUUUAAAGAAAACUAACAAAUCAGGAAUACCUGUGAGGAAAGCAGAAGAACCACAAGUGUCUGAGUUUCAAAAAGUUGCCCAAAAUCUGAGACCUGUUUCCAAAAUCCAACCCAGUACAAAAGCAGAAGAAGGGAUUACAACAUUUCGUGUCUUGUCAGGAAAUAAAGGAGAUUCCUUUGAUGUUGAACAAAGGAAGAAAAUCAUUGACUCUAAAUCUUCUUUUGCAUCCGACACACUCUCAAAAACUGCUAAGACUGCAUUUGGAUCACAUAAGCAUGACACACUUCCUAAAAGGUUGAAAGAACCUUCCCGUCCAUCUGUCAAACCAUUAGCUGCAGAGGAUAGAAACAACUCUGAUCCUGAGCUGUUUCAGUCUCUACAAAGUGAACUAAAAGUUGUUUCAGUUUUUAAUCAAGAAGACACUGAUAAUGAAGUUACCUCGCACAGCCAGGCUGUAACAAGCAGUCAAAUUAGCUCAGAGAUUUAUUUUGGGAAGUCUAACAAACCUAAUAUUACGUCAUUACGUCAUUAUGAUGCACCAGCUGAAACUGAGCCUAAUGCUCCAGGCAAUGUGGUUAUAUUAAAUGCGGAUGGUUCUGUAUCACAUUUGAAUUCAUCACCACCACGUGUUACAUCAAAUAGUCCUAACAAGUCAGCAAGUAAAUCAAAGCGUCCUCCAUCCAUGUUUCCUUCUAAAGAGAAAGCAUCACAUCAUUUUGCUAAGCCUUACAGUGUUGUUGAUAUCAAUCCAUCAUCUAAUUUUGUAUGGCCAUAUAAAAUUGUUGAUAUUGCAACACAUCCACCGGAGAAAUACCCAGAGAAUGAAAACAACCAACCACCUAGUUUGCCAAAAUCCCAACCUCCAUCAGACAAUUUUUCCCCAUCAAGGUUUCCAAAACCUAAUUUUUCUUUUCCAGAUGUUGGACAAAAUAAGUCACCAUCUACAAGUUCCUCGAUAAGCCCUCCUCCCUUUCCUGUCAUACUGCAUGAAGAAAAAGUUACAAGUCCAAAAGAACGAGGCUAUGCUAAGCCAAGUAAGGUUGCUAUUUUCAUCGGGAAUAAUGAUUAUGACAACCUGCCAGGUGGAGCCAAUCAAGCAGAUGAUAAUUUAAAUUCAGCAAUCACUGUAGUCACUGGAUAUGAUAAUCUGGAUGGGAUGUGGCCCAUUUCUGAAGCCGAAGAAAACAAAAGAGCCAAAUCUAAGCGAGAAGUGGAGCAAGAAAAAGCUAAAAGGAGAAGUGAUGAAUUAUUUCAACAAAUUGAAAGCAAUAAAAGUGAUGGUAGUAAGAAGAACAAAGAAGAUACAUUGGCAAUGGGAUAUGAAAGACCUGUGAGCGUAGUCUCAUCUAGCAGUUCAGGCAUUGUAAAACAGAAGUCCACAUCAGACCCUGAUAUCAGUGAAAUCAGUUCAUCAGGAUAUGAUUAUUUGCAGCAACCAGUGUCCCCCAGAUCUGCCAGUGAUCAGAGCCUAGUGCAAUCUGUGAGUGAAGAAGCUGAAGAAGACUUACCUCCAUCACCAAGACGACGUACAUCAUCUAUGCCUGAUUAUGCUAAGGUUAAAAAAGAUACCUGUGAUAGAAGACAGAGAGCAAAAACUGUAGAAGUGUCUCCAACUCAUACUGAGCAAGCUAAGAUGGAAACUAGGAUGAAACCCAAAAGAGCUGCCCCACAACCACCCCAAAAAUCUGUGAGCAAAGAAAACAGAGCAUUGUCUCCUUCAAGAAUUCCAGAACUAAAAAACAGAAAUAGAGCAUUAUCACCAUCUAGGAAUGAUGUAUUGAACCCACCUACAAGACAUCCAGAUGCAACAGCAGAAAGUUUGCCACGGUACCCACCACCGCUUCCUCCCAAUAGUAAGAAUUCAGGAACAAGUUCCAAUUCAAGAGCUGGACAUCAUGCAAGUUCAGUUCAGCCACAGACAAAUUCUUCUCCAGGUAAAGCUAUGCACAGAGCUAGAUCUCCAACUAGAGGGACUGCACAAAGAACAAUGUCUCCAAACAGAGGUGCUAUUCCCAGAGUGUCUUCUGAAGUUCCAGGUACUGUACAGAGAGUGGCCUCUCCCACAAGAGAAGGAAAGAGAACUAUGUCUCCGAACAGAGGUGCCAUGCACAGAACAACUUCACCCAAUAGAGAUACAAUAGCCUCACCUGUACAAUGUGCUGUACAGAGGAAAAUGUCACCUACUAGAGAUGCUGUCAUGAGAAGAGCACCACCAACGAGAGGCAUCGCUCAGAGGACAGCCUCACCCCCUAGAGGCAUUGCACAGAGAACUGCAUCACCAACACGAGAUGCUUUACAAAGAACAUCAUCACCUUCAAGACCACAGUCCCCACCUAUUAUGAUUCCCAGACAUGAUAUCACUGAAGAACCAUCAACUUACCCAUCAACACCUCCAAAAGAGGAAUUUAUAAGACAUAUACCUGGCUUAUUGGCAGAUUCACCAACACGGCAUUCUUCUAGCCCACCAAGAACAGAUCCUAAAAACAAAUUACCUAAGUUUUCACUUAAAAAAUUGCUUGGCAAGAGAAAGGAACCUGAAACGUGUAGCCCAGAGGGAACUGUGAAUACUGCAGCAGUGCAACGCUGGUUGAACCAACAACCAAUGAUGUACCUCUCAGAUGAAGAAGCUGCCAUUUUAGAACUUCCAGCACUAGCUAUAGCCGCUGAGCUGGCAUUAAUUGAAGCUGAGGAAGCUGCUGCAGAUAAGUCUAGUAGAGACUCGCCAAUGAAACCAGACAGUGAUGCUUCUAAGAAACGCCAAGCACCUCCACCUCCUCCUACUGUACCAGCUGUUCUGAGACAGCCACAUAGUUCUGAAUCUACUGAAGGUUCACCACAGUUACAGAAAGCUUACUCAUUAUCACCUCCUACAAUACGUAGAUUGAAAGAACACCAUGAUAGCGACCCAGAAGCAACAUAUCAAAAUACAGGUAAAAGCCGUGCAGAGGUCAUGUCACCAAAGAAGCCUAACAGAAGAGAAAGAAACAAAACUACUGGAUUUGAAGACUUGCCAUCAAGACGAAAAGCCCCUGAACCACCACAUCAGCGCAGAGGAGACCAUAUUUAUGAUGAAAUACCUUAUGAUAAAAAGAGAAAGGCCCCUUCACCACCAGGGAAGAAGUCUACACCAAAGAAACCUCCUAGAAAGCUAUCAUGUGAGGAGGUUCCAAUACCUCCCCCAAGGCACAGAUCCUAUAGUAGUAGCGAUCAGGUUAACUAUGAAGCUGAAGCCAAUAGUAGUGAUGAACAUGUAAUUGUUAUUGAGCAAAAAGAAGUACAUUUGAAAUCUGCCAUGAAACACCAUGAUAAUCAUGAGAAAAUAGAAGGCAGCACACCUAAGAGACCGGUCCGCAUUGUAGCUCCAUCAGAUGAAGAUGAAACCAUGGAAGAUGAAGACGAUACAUUAGAUCCAUCCUAUGCUAAUCUAUAUGCAAUGCUGAAACAAGCAGCAAAACUAGCAUUGAGACAAGGAGAACAAAAAAGAUGGUCUUCAUCUUCUGAUGAGACAAGCAGUAGCAGUCCAAGAACUGGCAAAAGACCAGUUCCUACUCCUCGGCCCAGUGCUAAGACAGCUGAAACAAUAGAUAGAGCAUUAAGUCCAGUGAUGUUUGCAGAAGAUUCUUCAGAUGAUACUGAGAGCAACAGUAAAGCAAAUUCUUCAAAACUUGAUGAAAGUGCAUCUACUGCAACUUUGUUAGGCAGCAUAUCGACGCAAACCACAACGCUGACCGGACAGUGGACCAGACGCAUUGAACAAACUGGCGAGAUUAAUGAUCUGAAUCUAAGUACUUUGAAAAGGAUGACAACAUUUUGGAAUGUAAGCCAGGAAGGUCAUUUAGAUGUUGUUGAUGUCUGCUGGAAUGAUUUGAAUCUGCAAAGCAAUGAUGCAUGCUACACUUCGGCUAAUACAAUUAUGUAUCCAGUUAUACAUUGUACCUAUCCGGAUAGAUUACUUGCAGUACAGAUAUGCACCAAAGCUGAGAGUGAAGCUUCAUUUCUUCAUGGAGUCCAGAUAUGCAGAUCAGUUGUGCCGCAUCCCAACGUCUUGCAUGUCCUGUCGGCAUUUACAGAUCACGUACCAGAGAGCUUACUGGGAAUUGAGCCAACAUCACCCAAGAAUGGCAAGGUGCUGGAACCUGGUACAAGCAGUCCUGUGGGAGAACUCGUAGACACGUCUAUUGUGCUGACAAGCACUGUACCCAAUACCCAUACAGAUCAUUAUGUCAAACAUUCCAAAGAACUACAUGAGUUCUUACCGGAUAAGUAUGAACACAGUGUUUGUCUGUUACUACUGCAGCUAUUGCAAGGAUUGCAUCAUUUACAGCUUCAUUGUGUAACACAUGGUGCCAUCAAACUCAAUAAUCUUCUCCUGAUGGAUUCAAAGCUGCCCGGCGGAGGAACACGACUUGUUAUAACAAACUUUGAUUCAGCAAAACAGGCAACUGAGAGCGUGGAUGACGCUCUUGAUGAUCGUAGUCAUGAAUUUGAAACUGGGUUAUUGAUCUACGAGUUUUUACAUGAGAAGAGUCCGUUCAUUACCAAGCCACUUCUCAUCACGCAAGAUUACAGUCCGUCAGAUUUGCCACCACUGCCACAGCUUUCAUGUUAUUCGAGUGGACUGAACAGACUCGCCGGUGAGUUGCUGAGAAGACAGCCACAAGACAGACUCUCUAGCAAGAAUGCUAUUUGUUUACUGCAGUCUCUCUUAUGGGGUCCUUCAAGUCACAUGAUGAACGGCUUACAAGAAGUCACUUUCCAUAAAUGGUUGGAUCUAGAGCGAGCUAAGGCAGUUAAUGUGAUCGCUGAGAAACACUUGGGUUCACUUUUCUGUCAAGAACAGGGUCUAAGUUUAGAAGAUCAGCUUCGCUGUCAGUUUCUGAGUGAGACUUCUGUACCAGAUUUGAUGAACAGUUAUAAAUUAUUACAUAACUAA
Saccoglossus kowalevskii is the source of this 5727-nucleotide messenger RNA. RefSeq lists its product as uncharacterized. The record is from RefSeq and is a predicted model, not a curated record. Gene Ontology annotation, molecular function: ATP binding; protein kinase activity. NCBI's taxonomy places the organism in Eukaryota, Metazoa, Hemichordata, Enteropneusta, Harrimaniidae. Gene Ontology annotation, biological process: protein phosphorylation.